Messenger RNA from Zootermopsis nevadensis, 2889 nucleotides. Lineage: Eukaryota; Metazoa; Arthropoda; Insecta; Blattodea; Termopsidae. The record is from RefSeq and is a predicted model, not a curated record.
GUACGAACAUGAAAUUAGAUUUUUAAACAUGUAUGGAAAUACAAGCUUUGUACGUUCCAAAAAUAAUGGAUUUACAACAGAAAGACCAACAUGGACAUCUUCACCGCUGUGUGAACCUCGUAUAGGCCAUUCAUAAAUUCAUGUCAAGUUUAAACAUGUUGUAAACUGUACCAUAAACAUGGAAAGUGCCGAAAUUUGACAAGAGGCUGCGGCAAACGCAUUUUUAAAAAUUAUGUUAUGAAGGGGCUUUCAUUCCACAUUAAACAAAAUCAGAGGUUAUGUUCAAGAACUUGAUAUGAUAGCAGCAUUUCUAGUAACUCUACAAUAACUUCCGAAAUUCCUCAUAUUUUACUCGUGUUCGCCUUCCAUAAUACCUACGCCUCAGUGAAAAUGGAAUAACAUUGUGUUUCCUGCAUUUAUUUUUGAAUUGAUAAUGCCUUUGCAUAGCCUGCAUACUGCAAGUGGUUACCAACAUUUCAGAGGAAGCUGCUAUCCCAGUCUUAAGGAUAAUGCAUCAAGUUAAAUCUUAAAAGUGCGCUUACCUUAAGAUGUCUAUAUACAUACUGAAGGAUUUCUGCAACAAUUCUUCAAUUCAUGGUCUGAAAUUCAUAACUAAACCAAGAAGACAUUGGAUUGAAAGGGUGUUCUGGGUUGUAUGCUGUGCAUUGUCUUGGUGUGGAUCAUUUCUACUUAUCUUGUCUGCCUGGGAAAAUAAUCAGAACAAUGCAGUCAGUUUUGUGGCUGACACUACAUAUCUUGACUGGAACACUCCAUUUAUCUCAAUUGCUGUAUUUCAACAUGGGUUGAACAGUGAAGUGGCGAAUUCAUACAUCAGGAAUAAAUUCAAGAAGCAUGAAGAUGGGUUUGUAGAAGAAAUGAGACGGUUAUUCGAUGAAAUUGCAUUUCAAGAACAUCUUACACUCAUACAUAAAUGUCUUGAUAAUACAUCAAAAUUAAACUUCAUCGAGAAGAGUGACUGCCCAAGAACUAAUCUGUUUGAUGUUGUGCAGUCGGUGCGAAGUCCAUGCAAAGACAUAUUUCGUAACUGCCAAUGGAAUGGUAAUGAAUUUGACUGCUGCAAAUACUUCUUACCAUUACAAACUGAAAUGGGUCCCUGUUAUGCCCUUAACAACAUUCACACCCAAAAUAGUUCAAAAUCAGAGGUUUUAUUAGAUAUGAUGUCAAACCGCACCACAGGACCUGGAAAACUACUUCUGGAAUUGGCUCUUAACACAAAGGUGUACUACUUGUCAAAAGAUGAAGUUCCAACUUUUAACACUCUAAGUGAAAAUGUUAUUACUGCAACAAGAAAAAUAUUUUACAAGACACUACUUCAAGUAACAGAAGUGAUAAGUGUUCCUGAUGCUAGAUCAAUUAACAUUGAUAAAAGACAGUGUAAAUUCCCGGAAGAAAACACGGGGUUCUAUCUUUACAAUUGGUAUUCCUACUCAGCAUGUUUAGUAGAAUGCCGCAGAAGAGAAGUCAUGCGUCUUUGUAACUGCACUAACCCUCUGAUGCCUGCAGCAAGAACUGAAAAGAAUUGUGAUCUGGAUGGAAUGGUAUGCCUUGAAAAAAAUAAAGACUACAUUAAUACCUUAAUAAACCCUUGGGACAAACGUGAAGGUGCCGGUAUAUCAUGCACGUGCAUGCAAGGUUGUGAAGAACUUGGUUUCAGAAUGGUGUCUAAGGAAGAGGAAAGAGAACCCAGAAACUACACAACUAUAGAAGUACAAAUGGUCCAGUUACCCACUGUACGCUUCAAGCGUAACAUUGUGAGAAACAAAGUAGAUAUGGUUGUGAAUAUGGGUGGAACAGCUGGAUUACUUGUUGGUGGAAGUAUUCUCAGUGUAGUGGAGAUAUUAUACUACUUCCUGGUGCGUCCAGUCUGGGAAGCAGUACACUCCCACACAUCUGUUUCUCAUACACCUUGAGAGCAUCAUCUGGGAUCACCUAAUGAGAGAAGUCUCCCAAAUGAUCAACAACUUUCCAGAGUGAACAGAACUUAAGCACAAUAUAUGCAUUGUAAGCCUCUUUGUGUUUGAGACACCUGUUCUUCUCAGCAUUGGCACGAUUGAUCUGAGUCUCUACACAUGACAAGACAGCUUCACAUGAAUCACACCAUUCUUGCAAUGUGCUCACUAUGGAUCCUACAUCACCUGGCUGAAUGUCACGUCCAAUGGCAUAGUCAAUCUCCAGCUGGCUAUUCUUUUGAUCAAGCUUUCCGUGGAUAAUGUCUGCAAGAAUUAUAAUCAUAAACUAGUUGUGUGUUUAUAUAACAAGAUAAAAUAAAUGGAACUCAGCCAUUAAAACAUGGACUUGCAUAAUAAUCUGAAUAAAACAGAAGAAAUUUUUUAAACCAAUAUUAAUGUAAGUUAACAACCACAGACAGUUGUAAAUAUAAAGCAAAAUACAAGCAAAAGAUGUACAUAAUAAAAUAAAUCAGCAACUAAAACAAUAUGAAAAGUGAGAGGUGUAUUCAUGUGGCUGCAUGUAGCAAUUGCAUCACUGUGAUAACUGAUUAAAUUUAUAGUUGUAGGAAUGAAAAACUUUAUUACAGUUGUAUUUAUGUUUGUCACACUGUAUUUUGUACAUGAAACUGCAUUUAAAACUUAUGAAUAAUUUUCACCUGCAUAAAUAGCUUCAAUGAUGAGAUCUUCUAAAUCUCGAACAUUUUUAAUAUCCAGUUCUUGAAGUAAUACAGCAUAUGGAAUACACUGAAAAAUAAGUCACAUCUCCACUGAACAUUCCUUAUUUAUACAAAUCUGAAAUAAUAUAUUUCUCAAUGAAAUAAGUUAAUGUAAAAUCUGUGUGACCCAAAGCAGUAGUCUUGUUUUAAGAAUGCAUUCUGAUGUGAAAAAUAUAUUUCCUUUGAACUUUCUUAACAUGUUA